Messenger RNA from Melitaea cinxia (Glanville fritillary), 2094 nucleotides. RefSeq lists its product as uncharacterized. Gene Ontology annotation, molecular function: aspartic-type endopeptidase activity. Bases 1 to 2094 code for a protein of 697 amino acids. The transcript has 3 exons. Gene Ontology annotation, biological process: proteolysis. The record is from RefSeq and is a predicted model, not a curated record. Lineage: Eukaryota; Metazoa; Arthropoda; Insecta; Lepidoptera; Nymphalidae.
AUGUUGAGAAGGCAAAGAAGCAAUUUUAAAGCAUUUCAGCGUACAAUUAGCAGCAUCGAUCUCGACAUUGUCUCAGAAAAAUGGGAAUACGAAGAUAUUUUGAAGUCGGUACAAUCACGCUGGACCAUCAUUGACGCGUUGCACUGGGAGAUAGACAGCGAACUAUACGAAGACGAUCCAGAAUACGAAGAGAUGUUUAGCAGCUAUGAAUCCAAAUUUAACGAAAUCAAAAAAAGUAUCAACAGCAAGAUGUGGUCUGAUCUGUAUCGGGAGAAAACCACCCCGAAAAUGGAUAUCCCUGUAUUUAGUGGGAGCUACCACCAGUGGUUAUCCUUUAAAGACUUGAUUCACGACACCACCAACGAAUGCCUUAAUGCUAUCAAAAACUUGGGAGUCAGCAUAGAGAACUGGGACCCUAUCAUCGUAUAUAUAAUCACGCAAAAAUUAGAUGCGGACACUCACAACGACUACAUCGAGUCACUCAAGCAUCCGAGAGAUUUACCAGUUUUAAAAGAUUUAUUACAAUUUUUAGAAGCCAAAUUUACCGCUCUAGAGUCCUCUAAACGAAAACAAGAUCCCUCAAAAUCUAUCCCAAAAAGAUGUCAUAAGUGCCAAUUAAAUCAUCAUACUUUGGUUCAUGAAGCCUUUGCCGCAUCAGCAAACACUGCAACGUCGAAUACAAAGUCCAACAGCACCGUUUCUAACUCUAUUGCGUCACUAGAUGACACUCAGGAGAUUUUAUUAGCAACCGCUCUGAUCAACGUCCAAGCUGUUGAUGGCUCUCUUCAUACCAUGCGAGCGCUUAUCGACCAGGGAUCUCAAACGUCUAUUAUCACUGAGAAUGGCGCUCAACGGUUGGGACUACCUCGUAAGCACUGCAAGGGAGUUAUCUUAGGAGUAGGAGCGAAAGAAAAUAAUUGCAAAGGUACUAUGAACAUCACCCUAUUAUCUUGUCAUGACUCGUACCAGCUUAAUCUAGAUGUAUUUAUCAUGCGCCACGCUGUAAACAAUCUCCCUAACAAAUCAUUUUCAAAACCAUCAUGGGAAUAUAUUAAAAACAUACAACUUGCAGACCCUGAAUUUUAUCGUAGCAGAACAAUAGAUUUAUUACUGGGCGCUGAUGUUUAUUCUUCUAUAAUUAUGGGAGGAAUCAUCAAAGAAAAUGACAACAUGCCUAUUGCGCAACAGACGCGGCUAGGCUGGAUUUUGUGCGGAAGUGUAAAAUCCUACAACUGUAAUGUCAUCAUGGUUGACUUAGACAGCAUUCACAAAUUUUGGUCCAUUGAAGAUAUUAACGAAAAUGAGGAAAUGUCGUUCGAAGAUUAUCAAUGUUUACAAAAAUACAAGGAAACUACUUUUCGCCAAUCCGAUGGAAAGUACGUGGUACGCCUUCCACUUCACUCUGACGCUGAUGAGAAGUUAGGAUUAUCGGAACCCACAGCCUGCGCACAAUUUUAUCAGCUUGAGCGUAAAUUCGACAAAAAUAAAAAUUUAACUUAUAAUUAUAAGCAGUUUAUUAAUGAGUAUAUCAAUUUAGGUCACAUGCACUUAAUAACAAAAGCGAAUAUGACACCAUUAUAUUAUAUGCCGCACCACGCUAUUGAAAGACCCGACUCUAUUACUACUUCGCUUAGAGUUGUAUUUAAUGCAUCGGGUAAAACGACAUCGGGUGUAAGUUUGAACGAUGUUUUAUACAGAGGCCCAAAUUUACAACAAGAACUUUUGAUUUUGGUUUUGAAAUGGAGACAAUAUAAAUACGCCUUUACAGCUGACCUAGAAAAAAUGUUCAGACAAAUUAUUUUGCAUCCCGAUGACCAACGUUAUCAAUGCAUAGUUUGGCGAGAUAAUUCAAAUCAACCUUUAAACAGAUAUCAGCUUAACACAGUGACAUAUGGCACUAAAUCAGCCCCAUUUUUAGCAAUGAUGACGCUUAAGCAGCUAGCUAUUGAUGAGCGUCAUCGUUUUCCUACAGCAGCAAAAGCGUUAGAACAGCAUUUCUAUAUGGAUGACGCUUUAUGUGGUAGUUAUGACGUCAUCUCAGCCACAACAUUAUGGCCCAACAUUAUGGAAGCCUUUCGUUGCCAACAGAGUUAA